This is a messenger RNA of Physella acuta, 528 nucleotides long. RefSeq lists its product as uncharacterized. NCBI's taxonomy places the organism in Eukaryota, Metazoa, Mollusca, Gastropoda, Physidae. The record is from RefSeq and is a predicted model, not a curated record.
AAAAAAUAUUUGAGUUAUCCCCCUUUGAACGAUACUAAAAUGCUGCCAGAUUUGGAGUUGUCUAAAGUGACAGUUGAAAACACAAGACAAGGUGUGGUCAGGUGUAAGAUACUUGAAACUAUACACGGUCGUCUGGAUGUCGUGGAUGGGUACGGGCGUCAGAGAACCAAGGGAGACGAUGUGGUCAGGGUGUGGAUGAAGGGCAAUAAUCCAACUGGAUAUGCAGUAGUGGGUGAUGUCUUGGAUCUAAAAAAUGGCAGCUAUGUUUUCAAUGUAAAAUGUCUCUGGACUGGAUUAUCUUCGCUUCACGUAGCCAUCGCCUACCCGCGUGAAUUCAUCAGGACAGUCAUCCACCAGAUUCACGUAGGUGCAACGAGAUUAAUGGCCGCCACAUUUAAAAAGGGAAACUAUAAUGAGGACACCAUUUGUUUUCAAGCUCCAAACAUACCAGGCUGGGAAUGUAUCUGUAACUUCAGCAAGUUUGGUUAUGAGAAUUAUUACUGUGGUAGACCGAGAAAUAAUCAGUAA